Rotaria sordida is the source of this 456-nucleotide messenger RNA. The record is from the annotation of a GenBank genome assembly. Lineage: Eukaryota; Metazoa; Rotifera; Eurotatoria; Philodinida; Philodinidae.
AUGUCGACGGUUUAUUAUACAUUAAGUAAUGAAAUUUUUCGAAAUUUUUUAUUUUAUGCUGUGGCAUCACUUCUUAAAAUGAUGAUUAUGUCAUUAUUAACUGCUCGACAACGAUUUCGAAAAAAUGCAUUUGCUAAUCCCGAAGAUGUUGUUACAAGCAAAAUAAAAAAUCUUGUACCAACAACAACUGAUCCAGAUGUCGAACGUGUUCGUCGUAAUCAUUUAAAUGAUAUUGAAAAUAUAAUUCCAUUUCUACUUAUUGGAUUUUGUUAUAUUCCUUGUAAUCCUGAUCCUAAUAUCGCAUUAUGGCAUUUUCGUCUCUUCUUUUUAUCAAGAGUUCUUCACACAUUUGCCUAUCAGAUUCCAUUGGCACAACCAAGUCGAGCUAUCACUUUUUUUAUUGGUCUUAUUACUACUGUCUCAAUGGCUAUACAAGUUCUUAUUCGGGUUUAUUAA